Messenger RNA from Haliotis rubra (blacklip abalone), 490 nucleotides. RefSeq names its product intermediate filament protein B-like. The record is from RefSeq and is a predicted model, not a curated record. The coding region runs from base 137 to 475 and encodes 112 amino acids. Lineage: Eukaryota; Metazoa; Mollusca; Gastropoda; Lepetellida; Haliotidae. The transcript has 2 exons.
UUGUUGCAUGUACAUUAAUGAUAAAAAGGUUAUAUUAUAAGAUGAUUUGUUUUCUAUUGGAAUUUGUUUGGUGAACAUUGACCAUCUCACUACAUUGUAGACGUUUUCGUUACCAGGACAUGCAUCCCAAGUGUCGAUGAAGAUGAUGCGAGGUGAAGUGUCGGCCAAGACGACGUAUCAGCGCACCUCCUCUGGACCCGUCGUAGUCGCCUCCGUCGACCCUGAGGGCAAGUUCAUCGUCCUCGAGAACACAUCGUCAGGAACAUCACGCAGGGAUGUCGAUCUCGACAGCUACAGACUUGAGAGGGACUUGGACUCCAAGAGAAAACUGUCAUACACCUUCAGAAACUAUUCACUGAAGGCCGGGAAACAGGUCAAGGUAAGGGACGCGUUGGUAACGUCUGUUGCUGUUGGCAACGUCCACUAUGUGGUUAAUAAAGGUCCUCUUUCUGCUCUCUGUAACCAUAUGGAAUAGGGCCCGUAUGUAGGU